Messenger RNA from Drosophila biarmipes, 4189 nucleotides. RefSeq names its product splicing factor 3B subunit 1 (gene Sf3b1). Gene Ontology annotation, biological process: spliceosomal complex assembly. Bases 89 to 4117 code for a protein of 1342 amino acids. The transcript is spliced from 3 exons. Gene Ontology annotation, molecular function: mRNA binding. Gene Ontology annotation, cellular component: U12-type spliceosomal complex; catalytic step 2 spliceosome; U2 snRNP. The record is from RefSeq and is a predicted model, not a curated record. NCBI's taxonomy places the organism in Eukaryota, Metazoa, Arthropoda, Insecta, Diptera, Drosophilidae.
UAAGUUUUCACUGUCAUUCUAUCGGAAAAAGUCCGUCUCUGAAAUCAAAAGAUUUUUCAUGUACGCGUCUUGAUAGAAUUUUAUAAAAAUGGAAAAUAUUCCGCGAACACAUGAAGACAUUGAGGCACAGAUCAGCGUGAUCCAGGAGAAGAAGACGGAGUUGGCCAAGACCACGGCCGCGGCGGCUGGCGUGGGAUUGCUGGACAGCGGGGGCUUCUUCGACAGCGACCUGUACGACGAUGAUGCGGCCAAGGGAAAGGGGCGCUAUGAGGGGUACAACACCUCCAUUGCGGCCAACGAUGCCGAGGAGGUGGACGAGGACGAAGACGACGGCUUUCCGGUGCCCCAGAAGCGAACCACCUACACGGCGCCCACAUCCGUGCUGAAGGACGUGACCCAGGGAAAGGAGGAUGUGGAUCCCAUGGCGGAUCGCAGGCGUCCCACGAUUGCGGAUCGUGAGGAUGAGUACCGUCAAAAGCGGCGUCGCAUCAUCAUCUCUCCAGAGCGAGCGGAUCCCUUCGCUGAGGGCGGCAAGACCCCGGAUGUGGGUUCCCGCACCUACACUGACAUCAUGCGGGAGCAGAUGCUAAAGGGCGAGGAGACUGAGCUGCGGCGUAGGAUCCAGGAGAAGACCAAGGAGGGCACUCUGGUGAAGACCGCCUCCUCCUCGUCGUCGUCGGCUUCGAAUGGAGAACUGGCUGCACCCAAGGACGGUGGCAGGAAGCGAGGCAGAUGGGAUCAGACUGUCAGCGACAGCUUUAUCCCGGCCAAGGCGGCCACGCCCAGUAGCGCCGCUACGCCCACUUGGGAAGAUAAAACUCCCGGUGACCAUCGUUGGGAUGAGACUCCCGGGCACAAGGGCAGUGAGACUCCAGGAGCCACGCCGGGACUGGGCACCCGCAUCUGGGACGCCACACCGGCUCACGCCAUGACCCCGGGCCACGAAACGCCUGGGCACGAAAAGUCUGCUAGGAGGAAUCGCUGGGAUGAAACCCCGAAGACAGAACGCGAGACUCCCGGACACAGCGGAUGGGCCGAGACCCCCAAGCCAGAUCGCACAGGCAGCGGGGCCGGCGUGGAGAGCAUCUCUAUCGAGUCCACUCCUGGCGCCUCCAAACGGCGCUCUCGUUGGGAUGAAACUCCCUCGAAUGCCACGCCCGCUAUUACGCCCACAAACGCAAAUGCCAUGACCCCGAGCAUGACUCCCAGCAUGACGCCACAUGCGACUCCGGGACAUGCUACUCCUAUGCUGACGCCAGGAGGCAGCACGCCCAUUGGAGUUAAGGCAAUGGCCAUGGCCACGCCCUCUGCAGGAGCUCUGGCCGCCAUGACGCCCGAGCAGCUGCAGGCAUAUCGCUGGGAAAAGGAGAUCGACGAGAGAAACAGGCCUUACACAGACGAAGAAUUGGACCAGAUCUUCCCGCCUGGUUACAAAAUUUUACCGCCGCCAGCUGGAUACAUUCCGCUCCGCACUCCCGGGAGGAAGCUUAUGGCCACACCCACGCCAAUCGCUGGCACUCCAGCCGGCUUCUUCAUCCAAGUAGAGGAUAAGAAUGCCAAGUUCAUGGACAACCAACCAAAGGGGCAGAAUCUCCCGUUUAUGAAACCUGAGGAUGCGCAAUACUUCGACAAACUCCUGGUGGACGUCAAUGAAGAUGCUUUGUCGCCCGAGGAACUCAAGGAGCGCAAGAUUAUGAAGCUGCUGCUGACCAUCAAGAAUGGCUCGCCGCCCAUGAGGAAGUCGGCCUUGAGGCAGAUAACGGAUAAGGCGAGGGAGUUCGGAGCAGGUCCCUUGUUCAAUCAGAUUCUCCCGUUGCUUAUGUCGCCCACCUUGGAGGAUCAGGAGCGCCAUUUGCUGGUGAAGGUUAUUGAUCGCGUUCUGUACAAACUGGACGAUUUAGUGCGGCCCUAUGUCCACAAGAUUUUGGUGGUCAUAGAACCUCUGUUGAUCGAUGAAGAUCACUAUGCCCGCAUAGAAGGCAGAGAAAUCAUAUCCAAUUUGGCUAAGGCUGCUGGCUUGGCUACCAUGAUCUCAACCAUGAGACCGGAUAUUGACAACAUCGACGAGUACGUGAGAAACACCACAGCUCGAGCCUUUGCUGUAGUGGCUUCAGCUCUGGGCAUCCCCUCUCUAUUGCCCUUCUUAAAAGCCGUGUGCAAGUCGAAGAAAUCCUGGCAGGCGCGUCAUACUGGUAUCAAGAUUGUCCAGCAGAUUGCCAUUCUCAUGGGAUGCGCUAUAUUGCCGCAUCUUAAAGCUCUGGUCGAGAUUAUCGAGCACGGAUUGGUGGAUGAGCAGCAAAAGGUGCGCACGAUUACAGCCUUGGCCAUUGCUGCUCUGGCGGAGGCAGCCACUCCGUACGGCAUUGAGUCCUUCGAUUCCGUGCUGAAGCCCCUUUGGAAGGGUAUUCGAACCCAUCGAGGCAAGGGUCUGGCCGCCUUCUUGAAGGCCAUUGGUUAUCUGAUUCCCCUGAUGGACGCCGAGUACGCCAACUACUAUACCCGUGAAGUGAUGUUGAUCCUCAUCCGUGAAUUCCAGUCUCCGGACGAGGAAAUGAAAAAGAUCGUCUUGAAGGUGGUGAAACAGUGUUGCGCCACCGACGGUGUGGAGCCGCAGUACAUCAAAGAGGAGAUCCUGCCACACUUCUUCAAGUUCUUUUGGAAUCACCGCAUGGCGCUGGACAGACGAAACUACCGCCAGCUGGUGGACACCACCGUGGAGAUUGCCAACAAGGUGGGCGCCUCUGAGAUCAUCAAUCGUGUGGUUGAUGACCUGAAGGACGAGAACGAGCAAUACAGGAAAAUGGUUAUGGAAACGGUGGAGAAGAUCAUGGGCAAUCUGGGAGCAGCGGACAUCGAUUCACGCCUGGAGGAGCAGCUUAUUGACGGCAUUCUGUACGCCUUCCAGGAACAGACCACCGAGGACGUGGUGAUGUUGAAUGGCUUUGGCACCAUUGUAAAUCAGCUGGGCAAGCGUGUGAAGCCCUAUUUGCCACAGAUUUGCGGUACGAUUCUGUGGCGAUUGAACAACAAAUCCGCGAAAGUGCGUCAACAAGCGGCGGAUCUGAUCUCCAGAAUAGCGGUAGUGAUGAAAACCUGCCAGGAGGAGAAGCUUAUGGGACAUUUGGGUGUUGUGCUGUACGAAUACCUGGGCGAGGAGUACCCUGAAGUAUUGGGCAGCAUCCUGGGCGCCCUGAAGGCCAUUGUGAAUGUGAUUGGCAUGACCAAGAUGACGCCUCCCAUCAAGGACUUGCUUCCCCGGCUCACUCCCAUCCUAAAGAAUCGUCACGAGAAGGUGCAAGAGAACUGCAUUGAUUUGGUGGGACGAAUUGCAGAUCGAGGCCCCGAAUAUGUGUCUGCUCGCGAGUGGAUGCGUAUCUGCUUUGAGCUCCUGGAGUUGCUAAAGGCCCACAAGAAGGCUAUCAGAAGAGCCACGGUCAACACAUUUGGUUACAUCGCCAAGGCAAUUGGUCCCCACGACGUGUUGGCUACUCUGCUAAACAAUCUAAAAGUCCAGGAGCGACAGAACCGCGUGUGCACCACUGUGGCCAUUGCCAUUGUGGCCGAAUCCUGUCGACCUUUCACCGUGCUCCCUGCUUUGAUGAACGAGUACCGAGUACCCGAGCUUAACGUCCAGAACGGUGUUCUGAAGUCCCUAUCCUUCCUCUUCGAAUACAUCGGGGAAAUGGGCAAGGAUUACAUAUACGCCGUCUGCCCGCUCUUGGAAGAUGCCCUUAUGGACCGAGAUCUGGUCCACAGACAAACCGCCUGCUCCGCGAUCAAGCACAUGUCAUUAGGAGUCUAUGGCUUCGGCUGCGAGGAUGCUUUGACGCAUCUGCUCAAUUACGUGUGGCCCAAUAUCUUUGAGACCUCCCCCCAUCUUGUGCAGGCCUUCAUGGACUCCGUCGAUGGCUUGAGGGUAUCUCUGGGACCCAUCAAGAUCCUGCAAUACACCCUACAAGGACUCUUUCAUCCCGCUCGCAAAGUAAGGGACGUCUACUGGAAGAUCUACAACUCGCUGUACAUCGGGGGUCAGGACGCACUGAUUGCCGGCUAUCCGCGGAUCACCAACGACCCGAAGAACCAAUACGAGCGCUACGAACUGGACUACACGCUCUAAGUUUAAAUAGCUAAUCGGCUAGCAGUAGGAUUCUCUAAGAUUCAAUUUAUAAAUCCAAACAAUACCAAACAA